ACUAAACGUGAAACAACAGAGAGUACCACAUUGUCGUUCUUGGCUCAGGGUAUCUGGAUUGAACGAUAUGACCCAACUAUUGAAGACUCGUAUCGCAAGCAAUGUGAUGUCGAUGGUCGACAAGUCAUCCUCGAGAUCCUCGACACGGCUGGAACAGAACAAUUCAGUGAGUCUAGAAUCACUCUACCACCCUGA
This is a messenger RNA of Aureobasidium vineae, 195 nucleotides long. Lineage: Eukaryota; Fungi; Ascomycota; Dothideomycetes; Dothideales; Saccotheciaceae. The record is from the annotation of a GenBank genome assembly.